CCGCCCACAAAGCUCCUCCAAACUCCAAAGUCCAAACCCUGCAAAAACCCUACCGGUAAAACCUCCGCGACUCUGCUCUUUCUCUUUUCCCACUCCCAACCCUUCACUGCAACUGUCUUUCUUCCCCUUCAAGCCAGAACCUUCUCUACCGCCCAAAAAAGCCCUCAAAUUUAUUCCCACAGCUGAAAUUCCCCUCUCCCAAGCCUCGCCCGCAUAUGGUUCAUCUUCCAGUCUAGCACCAGAAGGAAGAGCAGCGUAAGAAGAAGCCCCCGUCCCCCAAAAAUGGUGAAAGCGUCUGCAAUUGGGCUGGUCUCAGCCCUUGCGGCCGCUGCUUCAAUCUCCCAAUCGAAGCACUCUAAGAUUGCUUACGCCGAUGGCCCUACUUUCAACUUCAACCCAUUCUCCACUAAUCCCCAGAAUGGUGCUAACCCGCCUCAGAACUCCCCGCAGUCGCACGAAUCGCCGCCGGUGGACCCGGCGCUGGCUGCUCUCGCCACUGAUUCCGUCCCCAAGGGUUCCAGAAAUGACAACCCGAGAACUUCCUCCGCUGGGUUUGACCCAGAAGCCCUCGAGAGGGGCGCCAAGGCCAUCAAAGAGAUUACCUCUUCCUCUCACGCUAAAAAGGUGUUUGAGGUAUUGAAGACGCAGGAGGAAACUAGGCAGAAAGUGAUGGCUACUAAAGCUGCAGAGUUCAAGGCUGCUCAAGCUCAAGCUGAAACUGAAAGGCAAAGGGUUAUGUAUGAUGAGCAGAAGAAGUUGGCUUCACAUCAAGCCCAAGUUAAGUCGCAGAUGGCUCGAUAUGAGGAUGAACUAGCAAGGAAGAGAAUGCAGGCAUGUAUAGCUGAUAAUGAACACCAAAGAGCGAGGAAUCAAGAGCUCGUGAAGCUGCAAGAGGAGUCAUCGAUCCGGCAGGAGCAAGCUCGACGAGCUACAGAGGAACAGAUCCAGGCUCAACGAAGACAAACCGAGAGGGAGAAGGCCGAGAUAGAGCGAGAGACAAUCAGAGUGAGAGCUAUGGCAGAGGCAGAAGGGCGAGCCCACGAGGCAAAGCUGGCUGAAGAUGUCAACAGAAGAAUUCUGGUUGAUCGUGCAAAUGCUGAACGAGAGAAGUGGGUUGCUGCCAUCAAUACUACGUUCGACCACAUUGGCGGGGGAUUGAAAGCGGUUUUGACUGAUCAGAAUAAGCUGGUUGUUGUGGUUGGAGGAGUGACCGCUCUUGCAGCAGGAAUUUAUACAACAAGGGAAGGUGCGAAAGUGAUGUGGAGCUACGUAGAUAGGAUACUAGGACAACCUUCCCUAAUCAGGGAGUCCUCCAGAGGGAAGUACCCUUGGUCUGGAAUUUUCAAACGCGGCAUGAGCACUUUGACCUCCAAAGGAGCUCCUGCUCCUAAUGGAAACGGGUUCGGGGAUGUCAUCUUACAUCCUUCUCUCCAGAAGAGAAUUCAACAGUUGGCUAGUGCAACUGCUAAUACGAAAUCUCAUCAAGCACCAUUCAGGAACAUGCUCUUCUAUGGCCCUCCUGGGACUGGGAAAACCAUGGCCGCCAGAGAACUCGCUCGUAAAUCAGGAUUAGAUUAUGCAUUGAUGACUGGUGGUGAUGUUGCUCCAUUAGGCUCUCAGGCUGUUACCAAGAUCCAUCAAUUGUUUGAUUGGGCGAAGAAGUCUAAGAGAGGCUUGUUGCUGUUCAUAGAUGAAGCAGAUGCGUUCCUAUGCGAGCGGAACAAGAUUUACAUGAGCGAGGCACAACGAAGUGCGCUGAAUGCACUCCUCUUCCGAACUGGAGACCAGUCCAAGGACAUAGUCCUAGCCCUAGCCACGAACAGGCCCGGAGACCUUGACUCAGCUGUGGCAGACCGUGUGGAUGAGGUCCUCGAGUUCCCCUUACCCGGUGAAGACGAACGGUUCAAGCUCCUGAAACUUUACCUUGACAAGUACAUCGCUCAGGCAGGAUCGAGACAAUCCAAGGGCAACUGGCUGAAGAGGUUGUUCAGUAGACAACAGCAGCAAAGAAUCGAGAUCAAAGGGUUGACCGACGAUAUCCUUAGAGAAGCAGCAGCGAAGACCGAGGGAUUCUCCGGACGAGAGAUUGCGAAGCUGAUGGCUGGGGUUCAAGCUGCAGUGUACGGAAGCCAUGACUGCGUGCUGGACCCGAAUCUGUUCCGGGAAGUAGUGGACUACAAAGUUGCAGAGCACCAGCAGAGGAGUAAGCUUGGGUUGAAAUCGGAUGGGAAGAGCAACUGAUUUGGGUUGUGAGAGAGGUUCUGGUGUUUGUGGCGGAUGGUAUCACUUUGCUGCUCAUAUGCUAACCAGAGAAGCCAAUGGAUUGGUUGUUCUUGCUUCAUAAUGUGAGUUAUGAUCGUCAUAUUAAUCCCCGUGAUUGAAUUUGUCUGAAAAUUUUGCUAGUGGGAUCGAUAGAUAAUAAUAAUUCUUUUCUCAUGCUUUGAUUCUUGUCAUUUUGUCCUGAAACGGAAGGAUUAAGGAUGUGAAGCAUUGCACUAUCAACAAUGGCACUACUUUCAAAACAAUAAAUGAGCAUGAUAUACUAGUUGAUAGUGUUGGU
Messenger RNA from Linum tenue, 2560 nucleotides. Lineage: Eukaryota; Viridiplantae; Streptophyta; Magnoliopsida; Malpighiales; Linaceae. The record is from the annotation of a GenBank genome assembly.